Stomoxys calcitrans (stable fly) is the source of this 5960-nucleotide messenger RNA. Its product is annotated as zinc finger protein 91. Lineage: Eukaryota; Metazoa; Arthropoda; Insecta; Diptera; Muscidae. The record is from RefSeq and is a predicted model, not a curated record. Gene Ontology annotation, cellular component: nucleus. Gene Ontology annotation, biological process: regulation of transcription by RNA polymerase II. The coding region runs from base 291 to 5378 and encodes 1695 amino acids. The transcript is spliced from 3 exons. Gene Ontology annotation, molecular function: RNA polymerase II transcription regulatory region sequence-specific DNA binding; zinc ion binding; DNA-binding transcription factor activity, RNA polymerase II-specific.
ACACCAUAAUUAACUUUUUAUUGUAGUUAUGGGUGGUGCUGUUGUGUGUUUGUGUGCAAGAGAAUGUGUAUAUUGGAAGCCUCGCUUGGCUUCUAAAUAGAGUAGCCGUUCAUGACGCAGUUACAACGGCGAUAAAAUGUUGGCCAGAGACGGUGAAAAAUUCUACAUCAUCGCAGCAGAAAAAAAAUAUUUCGUUAUAAUUUCUACAACUGGCACCCAAAAGUAUCUUAUAAAUAUAGUUACUGUGAGUUUGGGAAUAACUACGAUUUAAAGCCAAUUAUUUAUUAAAAAUGUUGCAACCAACUUCACUUCGCUGUCGCUUAUGCAUAAAAAUUUGUACGGAUAAUCAGCAUCACAGACUCUAUGAUGAAGCAGGCCACACCAAUGAAACCUAUGAACUGAUGAGCCGGUAUUUUACAACCGCAAUGUUAAACAUGGCCUGGGACAAACAAUUCAGUCAUAUCUGUGAGUUAUGCUGGCAUCAUUUAAAGGAAUUUCAUGAAUUUCAACAGUUGGUGAUAGAGGCACAAACAACGCUGGGAAGUGAUCUGGGGAGCAGUACCAAAAAGCAAGCUGCUGAGUUUGAAGCGAUUGAGUCAAUCAAUAUUCACGAAUCAGACCCAAGUGAUAUGGAAUUUCAGGAAAUCCCUAUUGCCAAGUUGAAGAGGUCUCUUGAUAUUGAAAAGCCUAGAACUGCAACUGAAGGCAUUAAAAUGGCUGUGGUAUUAGAAGACAACAACUCUUCUAAACUUCUUAUGGCUACUCCAUCAAAGGAUGUUAUUGAUUCUGAAGCUGGGAUAUUAAAGGAAUUUUCAGAAAUGUCUUCAAUGCCAUUUAAAACAGAAGAAUUGUUAAUGGACCCUUUGGACAAUAGUCCACCUUCCCAAGCUUUUGUAAAACAAGAACCAAUGGAGGAAGUUUCCCAACAUAUACCAGAUUCCUUGAAAUCUCAAAACUUUUGCGAUCCAGACAAUGACAGUUGCUCAAGAUUUUCCAACAAUGAGUAUGAUUUUAGCCAAUCACCACUUUUAGAGGAACUAUCCCAGCAGGACAUGGCUGAAGAUCAACCCUCAGCGGAGAAGCAAUGCCGUAAAGUUAAAACUGUACAGGAAUCCGAUUGUCUGAUAUCCAAAUGGAAGCCUUAUUUGGAAUGUGUGGUAUGCGAGCAAAAACUUUUUAGCUUUACUUUGCUGCUGCAACACUUUCAGCAAGAACAUCCCUCUGCUGAAUGCCACAUUUUUUGUUGUCAAAAGAAGCUAAGACAUCGUUUGGAAAUCGAAAAACAUGUGGAAUAUCAUCAGGCCCCCAAGCGUCUAAGAUGUGAUAUAUGUUUCCUGGCUUUUACACGCUUCUAUGCGGUAAGUUUUCACAAGGAACAGAUGCAUGCUGCUAAGUCGGCCUUGCAAAGCUUUGAGUGCUCCCUCUGCAAUGCCAGUUUUCCUAAUAAUGAAUCCCUGCAGAGGCACAUACAACAAAACUGCCUGUAUGGGGAUGAAGGGAAUUUGGAGUUGUCGGAAACUGAGGCCCAACGCCAGAAACACAGACACAAGAAGGAAGACAAGAUACCCAGAACUGUGGAAGAAUUUGACAGCUUAAUAGCCAAGUGGAAGCCUUUAUUGUCCUGUGUUGUAUGUCAGCAGCAAGUGGACAGCUUUUCUAAGCUUUUACAACAUUUUCGAGAACUUCAUCCCUCGGAGGACUGUCACAUUUUGUGUUGUCAACACAAGCUGCGGCAUCGUUAUGAAAUCGAAAAACACAUAGACUAUCAUCAUACUCCUCCCAAGUUAAGAUGUGAUGAUUGUUGCCGUUCCUUCAAACGUGUCUACAGUCGAUCGAUGCACAUGCAACAGCACCACUCCGAACAGGGCAAGAGUUAUGAUUGUAAAAGAUGCUCGGCAAGGUUUAAGACCGCCAGCUAUUUGCGCCGUCAUUUCCAAAAGGGGAGUUGUCAAAAUGCCCCCGCAAAGGAUAUGAGAACGCAUCCCUUUGCCUGUAAACAAUGUGAUAGAUCCUAUAUGUCCUUGAACUCUUUGAAAAGGCAUUGUGCCAUCAUACAUACAGACAACGCCAGUAUAUUGCAUAGGUGUACCGUAUGCGAUAAGGCUUUCCGUUAUAAUUCCUAUAUACGCAAACAUAUGUGGAAACAACAUGGUGUAAAGUGGUCAAGUGAAUAUUCUACCUUGUCGGAAAUUGCCUCUGAAAUGGCAGAGGUGAAGCCGAGAAGAGGAGAGCAGCAAGAGGAAAUGGAGGAGGAGGAAGGAGAAGAGGAGGAGAAUGAGGAUGAGGGCAAUACCAUGAUUUCCCUGGUGGUGAAAUCGGAAACUUCAUGGGAUCUGGAGCAGAAUGAGGAGGCGCAGGAGUUUAAGGAGGAGGAAAAGAAGAAGAAACAAAAAGAAAAAGAGAAUAAGGAAGAGGAGAGAAAGAGGGAGCAGGAGGAGAAAAAUGGUGGAAAUGACGAGAAUAAGGAAGAGAAAAAGCAGCAGCAUUCCUCUCUAAAUGAAUCUCAAAAAGAAUUUCUCACUUCAGAUGAAGAUGAAUUGCCUUUGGCAGACUCUAAGAGUAAACUCUCACUCUCAAAAUUGAAAAAUUUUCAACUCAACACUCGCCAAGAUUUUGAUCGUCUCAUAGCUUUAUGGCGCCCAAAUUUGCCAUGUGUCAUUUGUGAUCAAAACCUUCAGACAUUUUCCCUAUUGCAAGAACAUUUCUCUCAAAGUCAUCCCUUAGAGAAAUGCCACAUUCGAUGUUGCGAGUUAGAGCUUUACUUUCGCUAUGAAAUUGAACAACAUAUACGCUAUCAUUGCACUGAUGAAAAACAUCGCUGCAAUAUCUGUUACCAAGUUUUUCAAGUAGACGUAGGCGUUAAAGAGCACAUGAUCAAGGUACAUGGGGCCAAGGCCAAUCGCAAGAAGAAAUUCAUUGAACGGAAUUUUCGUUGUGAAUUGUGUCAGCGUUCGUUUCGGAAUCGCAAAGCCUUGGGCCAACACAACUAUCUGCAGCAUCCUAAGCCAGGACAGCAAUCUCUCAAUUGUGAGAUAUGUGAUAAACCUUUUAAGGGUCUUACAGGACUGCGUGAACAUAUGUCCAUGCAUAAGGGUGAGACUAAACACGGCUGCCCUUGUUGUUCCAAGGUGUUUACAUACCGUGCUGAUGUGUACAGGCAUAUGAAAAGGCAUCAUCCCCAGGAAUGGGAGCAGACGCGUAAAGAGAAGAGGAAAAGAAAAUUUGAGAAUGAACAUAUACGUUAUGGUUGUCGAUUUUGUGCAAAAGAGUUUUGUUCCCAAGAAAUUUUGUUAAGGCAUCUAAAAGAAGAUCAUGCUAAGGAGGAGGCAGAGGGAUUAGAUGACAAUGGGGAGCAGGAAUUUCAGCAGUCUUUGACAUUUAAAGAAGAUUUGAACCUUAUGCCAACAGAAGAGUUUCAACCUUCGCCCAAUUACUGCCAAUCUACGGUGGAAAAUUUCCGCAUGUUCUCCUCAAAUCAAUAUUUGAUAGCCGAAGAGAAUGGCCAAGAAAUUUGUUUCAAAAUCGAAGAAGUCCCAGAGGAUGGUGAACAUCAACAAGAAGACUUUGAAGGAGAUUCUCUAAGUUUCGCUCAUGAAAAGAAUCCACAAACUUCCGUUCAAGACCAGGCAACCCAGGAUGCCAGGCUUGAAUUUGAGGAAAUUGUUCAACAAGAGUCACCAUGGGGAUUUAAUAUAAAAAAAGAAAUUCCAGAGAACAGCCAGCAACAAUACCAAGAUUAUGAAGUAAAUUCUCCAAGUUUCUCUCGAGAAACCCAACAACAAACUUUCCUUCAAGAUCAGAGCACCGAGGACUCCAAAUGCGAAUCCUUUUGUAGAACUAAAAUCCAAAAAACCCUAAGCCAACAGGAAUUUGAUCAUUUAGUCUCCGAAUGGAGACCCAAGUUAGAAUGUGAACUUUGCCAUAUAUCCUGUUCGCACUAUACUCAAUUAUUAGAACAUUUCACUCAGCAACAUGCUGUCGAGGAAUGUUUCAUAACUUGUUGUAAUCGUAAACUUCAAGGUCCUCAAUCCAUACAACCCCAUAUACUAUACCACAAAGCUUUGCCACACACCAGAUGUGAUUUAUGUUGCAAAACUUUUAAAACGAAUUUAAUUGCCCGUGAUCAUAGGAAUAGAGUACAUGGGAAAAAAAUCAUUAGCCAUAAGAGCAGAAUACAUGGGCCACCAACUAUUGACAGAAGAAAAAAAUCCCAAAAACAGAAGCCAAAAUUUAGCGAAGAGCAAGUCGAAGUUGCAAAAAUCUCUGAAGCCUGUUCUAGAAAAAGCAAUAGAAGUAAUUCCAAAAGUUGUCUUAAGGGAGAAGCAUUAAAUAGUUCUAGCCCGGACACAACAGCAGAAUCAUUGGAAACUUUUGAGGAAAAGAAGACCAAGUCAAAAGAAGAAUUUUUCGAUGAUGAUGACGAUGAUAAUGUUUCUUUACUUUCUGAAGUUGAAGAAAGCAUAACAAAAAUCUCUGUAUGUCAUGAAGAAAAUUUUAGGGAAAGCCAUAGAAACAUUUCGCUGACAUCCUCUAAAGUAGAAGCAAUGAAUAUUUCUAGCUUAAGAGAAACAUUGGAAAUUGGUAAAGGGGAAAAUAAGUCAAAUGUCGUUGGUAAAGAAGAAAUCUUAGAUGAUGAAAGAGCCAUACCAAAAAUCAAUGUAAGCGAUAAAGGAAGUUCUAGAAAACGCAUUAGAAACACUUCCCAGGCCUCUUCAAAAGAGGAAGCAAUGAAUAUUUCUGGUAUAGAAGAAUCCUUGGAAACUUUUAAAGAUAAAAGGCGGACUUACAGGGCCCAUUGUAGCCAAGAAACCUUAGAUGAUGAAAGUGCUUCAAAACUACCUAAAGUUAAUGAAGAUAUGCUAAAAAUCUCUGCAAGUGAUAUAGGAUGUUCAAGAAAAAGCAAUAGAAACAUUUCGCAGACCCCUAACAAAGGGGAAUCAUUGAAUAUUCUUAGCCUAGAUGUAACACCAAAAUCCUUGGAAGUUUUCAAAGAAGAGAAAAAGAAGAAGUCAAAAACCUAUUGCAAAGAAGAAACCUUAGAAGAUCAGACAGUUAAUAGCAGAGUUACAAAAACUUUUAAAACUCAUGAUAAAGAAGAAUAUAAUCAUGGUGAAUUACAAACAAUGGACGAAAUGAUUGACAAUUCUAUUUCGAAGACCAGUAAACAAAAUGAGACCAUAUCUGUUGCAGACAGAUCUUUGGAACCACUCAAUACCAUAAUACAAUUUAAGCACAAUACUGAAAUGAAGCAACAAAUAGAAAACAAGGAAACAUCAUUUGUAAAGCUGAAAGGUAUACCCAAGGCUAGAUUACGUACCAAUGUUUCCUCACCUAGUACUUCCCAUAACAAGCAAGAUAAGAGCGGAACUAUAGGUUAGAACUUACAUCAGUUGUUUGUGGUUAAUGAAGCAACAAAUAGAGAGAGAUAAGAGGAUAAGAGAGAGAGCAAGAUAAGAACGGAACUAUAGUUUAGAACUUACAUCAGCUGUUUGUGGUUAAAGUUGAGCAUACUCAAAUAACAGCGAUGAUUACAUGUCUACUAACAGUAUUGAAUCUUCAAUACAGUUUCAUUCCAAAGAACAAUUCACAAUAGGAUACACGAAUAUAAAGGUGCUAAGACAUCAACCUAGAAAAUUUGAUUUGCUUAUCUUGUCCAUUGAAUCCAUUAACAGUGAAGUUUUUGAGCUUCAAUGACCCAGGUUACCUAUCCUUUUGCUUGACAUCACUAAUAGUUAAAGAAAAUACUUUACCAUAAAAUGUAGGCAGAAUUAAGGAGAUAUUUUGUAUUAUAAGCUAUAGUAGAAGUAGUUGCAAUUGCUACACAUGCUCUCCUUUAUUAUAUGUAGGUGUUUAGUAUAAAAUAAAAUAAUAAUUAAAAAUCUGUAUACAUCUAAUAAAAGUAUAAGUAACGACUAAGAAUCUUAAAAAAAGAAUCAAAUAUACUAAAAAAAACUUUUUAA